AUGGAUUUUUCGCCAAGAGAAUCUUUUAUGCAAAGUUUUAUUGAAAAUGAUCUUAUGAAAUCGACUGUAAGCUUGACUGAGCUUGCCAAGACUGAGUCUUGUACUCUGCCCAAAGGCACGAGUCGCGAAUAUUUUAAUGUCGAAUCCAGCCAAGACGUGUGUUCAGCAAAUGUAACUGAUGUUUUACCAGUACCCUCUAUAGAUGACCCUCUAGACCUUGACAUUUUACAUCCAUCACAUAUAUAUGCCGAUAGUGCGUCUUUUGAUCACUGCGCAUCUAUGGAUCAAUCAGCGUCACAAUCUGCGAGAUUGAUCCCUCAUAACAGCAUUCAUACACAUGAAGAUACUGGAGCACAUGAUGACUUUUCUUCCAAUAGCAACACUAAUACCAAACAAAAUAUAUACUACAAAGAGCCGCAUUCAACAAGCAACGGUUUGGUAAAUCCUCGAGUAAAUCUGCGCGACGAUUCUCCAUCCAUCUUAUAUCCAGCCCAUUCGAGUCCUGGCAUACUCGCCACAGAUGCUACAUUAUCUAAGAAAUCAUUUCCGGGAUAUAAACUGAAAAAACAAUGUCAUGGUCCAGUCUUGUCUGUACCACACCCCUCAAGCAUACCAACUGUUAAACCUUCAAAAACCACGAGGGAUGACUUUCUUUUCAGCCCUAUAGUUUUAAACUUUGCAAGUGGUCGCAAGAUGCCCGUCCCAAUGCAACCUUAUCGUUCAAAACAACGCAUACGUCUCAAGCCUCUACUGGAUGAUCAUACAAAUACAAAGGGUAGUAAGAAAAAAGACAAAUUGCCUGUAGUUCCAAUCCAGCAAUCUCAUUCAAACGGAAAGACUUGGAUUCGAAAGUCAAAACUAUACAGUCACGAAGCAGCUCAUUCUUUAAAUACUAAAGCACCAGAAGAACAGCAGAGAGAUUACUUUCGAGUGUUUAGUGAAAUGGUUACUCUUCCGCCAGAUGAUCCACGAUUGGCACGCCUGCUUCCGUAUCGAUUUCGUAAAUCUAUUCGUCUCUAUGGAGUAACUCCAAUGGUUCUUCUUGCCGAGCAAAAGCAGAAAUACUUACCACCAAUGGCUCUUCAACCUAUGCGUACAUCUUUCACUAAUUUAUCUUUAAAACAAAAUUCGAUUGGCCAAAUCCAACCAGAAAGACAGCAAAGAAUAGACGGACCAGAGAUUGAACCAAAAUUUAGCAGCAACGAGUGUUUCGACUCUUUGGGUUCUUUUGAAGAAGAAACAUUGGAUCAAACUUUUACAUCAAAUACCCUGGAUCUAAAAACCUCUUGGCCAAUACUGCCGAUAAAUGAGAUGAUUGUUGUAACAGAUGAUCAAUUAGAUCAACAAGCAGAGUAUGAAAAUAUAUCAAACGCAACACCUGAUCCUAUAUCUAACACAAAAAUACGAGAUACAGAUCAGGAAUUAAAAGAAGCAGUGAUGUUGCAUACAAGCGACUUUAUUCAGCCCACACGUAAAAACUCAAAACAAGACAGCAAGCAGCUUACUCGAAUACACAAUAAAGCAAACAGAAAAGUGCAAGAAAAAGAGCAUAGUUUGCAUUCUAAUUCUAGCCAUAAUGUGCCAAUCAGCAAACCCGAGAUUACAGCACAUGAGCUGGAUUGUUCAAAUAAUAUACCGUCGCGUACGCCUGUGCUCAAAAUGGAUGAAAGUGUAGUCGGCAGUUAUACAGACAGAAAAGGGUCAGAAGAUACUGAACAGAUAAACUUGUUAGAAUAUGAAUCUCGACAGUCCCAAAUAACCGAUCAAGAAAGAGAGGCCGAGUAUUUGGAACUUCAGCGUGCUAUCAAGGCUAAAAAUAAACUCAAGUUGGAACAUCCUAUUAUGCGCCAAUACCAAUCCAAAAACGCCGAAGAAGAUGAAAUGGUGGCAAUAGUAAAUGAAAAAGAAAGCAAGGGGGUCUUGGCUUCAGCAUUAGAAAAUAUGUCUGUAUUGAAUGCUGAAACAAAAUUGCGCAUGCUUGCAGUUUCUGCACCACUAUUUAAAAACAAACCAUUAUUGGGGAUGCCUGAAAUGGAAACCGCGCUAAAAGAUAUCAACUCAUCCCGAAAACUCAGCGAUCAAGAAAUCGAAUAUAUUAAAAAUGCAAGUCUAGUGUUUGAACUUGUGAAUGAUGAUACUGUUGACCAGCAAGAGUUUAUUGUCAUCGCGUCAUUGGCCGAAAGAAUGACUUUGAUGGAUCAGAAAGUAAGACUAGGCUUUUACGACACUGAUUUCAAGAAGCUUGGAAGCAAUAUCAAGCAGUAUAAAAAACUCUUUACGGUAUAUACUGAAGAGGAUGGCCAGAUGACAUAUGAAGAUCUCAAGAUCAUGCUUUUGUCAUCAGGAAGUUCAGAACAGCAAGUUGGCAAUAUUGCUGCUCUGCUGAACUUUAAGGAUAAAUCACUGUCGUCGAUGGUUGGAUUUCUCGAUUUUCUCAGUUAUGUGCCCUUCUUUACCAAGAUCCAUGAGGAUAUUAUAAACAAUCCAUUUGGUGAUUCUGCCAAGUGA
Batrachochytrium dendrobatidis JAM81 is the source of this 2508-nucleotide messenger RNA. RefSeq lists its product as uncharacterized. The record is from RefSeq and is a predicted model, not a curated record. NCBI's taxonomy places the organism in Eukaryota, Fungi, Chytridiomycota, Chytridiomycetes, Rhizophydiales. Bases 1 to 2508 code for a protein of 835 amino acids. The transcript is spliced from 7 exons.